CUAAAAAGUAAGAGGAUAUCUACAUAACCAAAAAAAGAGAAAUCCUGACAUUAGGGAUGGAGGGAGUAAAACUUUAUACUGCCAUGGUCCAUUUGUUCAAUAAGAAAAAAAGCAUCAACUUCAACAAUUCAUCCCAUGUCUAAUUGACACUAACAAACUAACUGGCACAGACCAUUUUUUUUCCAAAAUGAAGAAAUUGUUUUAACUUUUAACUGGGCAUGAUUAAUCCACACGUUUGAUAAGAAGACAGCCCAUUAAUUACUGAUUGACUUUGGUUUUAUCUCUUUUUGAGUGUGCUGUAAUAGUGUAUGGAGUCCAAAAGGGAACAAUAAAAUAAAGCAGAAAAGUAGGGAAGGACAAGGGGAAAUCUGGGAAAAUGGAGUAGUAGUAAGCAGUGCAAUGAACCAUUCAUUGCUGCUAAGCUGGCUUUAAAAAUAAAUGUACAGGUACAAGAGUACGCUCACACCAAUUUAUACUCAAGAUUUUGGAUUUAUUACUAUUCUUAUUGACUUCCCACUUUGUUGCUUUCCCAAAUCUCCUCCCUGCUUGGUGUAAGUUGUAAGUUGCAAGUUGCAAGUUGCAACUCUUACGUUAAACUCUUCCGCUAAUUAUUUUUCGUGGAGUUUUUAUUUUUAUUUAAUAAGGUUUAAAAAGGGGGAAAAAAACAAAAGAGUAAAGUAGCUGUUUGCUGCUGUGGCUGCUGCUCUUUCACACUUGUAAGUCUGGGUUUUCUGCUACUACUGUUACCACAAGGAAGCAAAGAGGAGAGAAAACUGAAAAGGGUUAUCACCCUAUAAGAUUACAGAAAAAUGGAGGGCGAGAAUCAUAGGAUUGGAGAGGAGAAUUCAAUUGGAGAAAAGGGUGAAAUGGGAGCAGUUGUUUCCAAGUCAUCAUUGCCGGUGGGGUUUAGGUUCCGGCCGACGGACGAGGAGCUGAUCAGUCAUUACCUCAGGCUUAAAAUCAACGGCCGUCAUUCCGACGUUUCUGUCAUCCCUGAAAUUGACGUUUGCAAGUGGGAACCCUGGGAUUUACCUGACCUUUCAAUUAUAAAAACGGAUGAUCCAGAGUGGUUCUUCUUUUGUCCUCGGGAUAGGAAGUAUCCAAAUGGACAUCGCUCCAAUAGGGCCACUGAUGCCGGCUAUUGGAAGGCGACUGGCAAGGAUCGCACAAUCAAGUCUUACAAAUCAUCUUCAACUGCUGCUGGUUCCUCUAAAGCCCAUAUAAUUGGCAUGAAGAAGACCUUGGUGUUCUACCGGGGCCGUGCUCCCAAGGGCGAGCGUACCAACUGGAUCAUGCAUGAAUACCGUGCUACUGAGCCUGACCUUGAUGGAACCGCCUCUGGUCAGGCUGCGUAUGUCCUCUGUCGGUUAUUUCACAAGCCUGAUGAGAAAACUGACAAUUCUAAAUUUGAGGAAGUAAAUAAUCCAAGCGGGUCUUCUCCUAAUACGGUCAGAUCGUCACCUGAUGACGCAUCAUCAGAUUUGUUGUGUCAAGACGCGUCGUCGUCAAUGCUGGAUAUGCAAGAUGGUUAUAGUCGACAGCAAGAAGGGAUUAAAGGGUUACUGAUUGAUAAAUCAGAUAAUAUGACACCCUCUAAUAAUCUUCUCCAACAUGUUGACCCCUGUACAUCUUCAGGUGCUGAAGACAUCUCAAGGGAAGCAGUCCCUAGUGAAAAGGUGUAUCAUCCACCAUUAGGAGAUCAUUCUUCUUGGUCGCAGAAGACUUCUACAGAUAAUAAUCUUGAUGGCAGCAGCAACAGUUUCUUUCCUUGGAUGUCAUCGCAUAAAUACACUGACAUUAGCUGUCUCGAUUCACCUUUUGCUGAUGAUUUUGGUCGCAACCAGGAUGAUGAUGGGAUGCACUUCCAAGAUGGCACUUCCGAGCAUGAUGUUUCUCUAACCGAACUAUUAGCAGGUGUCCUUCAAGAUGGCACUUCCAGAGACCUUGGUCGUGAAUCAUUGGGCAGCAAAAGGGACAACUAUAUGUUCCAAGAUCAUGUUCAAGCAUUUCCAGCUUUUGAUGAUGGUUCCACAAUGGAAAUCAAACCAGUUGAUGGUGGUCAUUAUUCUGAUAGAGCUGUGUCAUUCGCUAAUAACAUGAUGGAGCAGCCUAUGUGCGAUGGUGAACAAUCGCUCGGUGCUACAGAAACUCCUGGGAUAAAAAUUCAUAAACGCCCUUCACAACUUAGGCCAUCUGGUUCGGAGAAGCUAGCUGCACAAGGCACUGCUGCAAGGCGAAUGCGGUUGCAGAUGGAUUCAGUUCUAAGUUCCACAACUGGUGAGAAAUCAGAUGAUGAUCGAAGCAGUUCUAGCGAUGGAGAACAAGAAUACUCAAUUAUUACCGAGGUUGAUGAGGAAGUAUUCAGAGCCUCAUGUGAAUAUGGUGAGUCUGAGCCAGAGGUACAAAGCAGAAUAAGCAGCAACAAAAGAGACGAAGAGGGUGAGGAGAAUGAGAAAGAUAGUCGCAAAAUGAGGUCAGCUGGGGUGAGAUUGAGGGCAUGGUCAGGUUCCCGUUGCUUCAAGUUUUCUAGUGUUCACGUUGUAGCAAUGUUGUAUGUUGUAUUAGUGUUGUUGGUAGGUUACUUUGGUCCUUGGAAAUGUCCUAAUAUGACCGUCUAAUAUCAUCAUUAGUAUCACAAUUAGUCAUGUAUUGAUCCCCCAAGGUUAGUCAUGUACUAAUCUACCCAUUAUCAUUAGUUUUCAUUAUUCAUUAGAGUUAUUAUUAGUGCGUUUAGGUGGCCUCAUCAUUUGGCUCUUAGGCUCCGUUUGAUAAAACUUAAUUUGGGUCUGAAGUCUGAACACUGAAAUUUAAAAUAUCUUGAUUUAUUAAUUUUAUCCAAAAAAAUUUGAUGUAUGUGAAAAUAUGAUAAUAAAAAU
Oldenlandia corymbosa var. corymbosa is the source of this 2876-nucleotide messenger RNA. Lineage: Eukaryota; Viridiplantae; Streptophyta; Magnoliopsida; Gentianales; Rubiaceae. The record is from the annotation of a GenBank genome assembly.